UGUUAUGUCCCCCGUCUAUUUUUCUCCUCUGUUUUCUUCGCCGGAAAAUUGCGUCAGUUUCGCCGGCGAAUUGCCGGUAAAACGAAAGUGCGUUUUAUCAACAGCGAGGUAUCAUUUUUCGAGCUCGACAUUAACUCGUUUGAAAAUAUUAGACGUUCUUUUAAAUUUUGUAUUUAUUCAGUUUUUUUCCACUUUUUCUUUUAUUUUUUUUCUGGGAAUUUUUCACUACAUAUCUGGUGGAUGAGCGAGAUUUAGAUUUUAUUCUUCUGUUUUAACUGAUUUUGUUUUAAUUUGCGAUGAAUUUGAGGAAAAUAUUAGGAAUUUAGGUUCCUUUUUUGUUUGUUUGGUUUUGAUGGAAGAGCGGUCGAGAUCUGGGGAGCAUUCGGGGAUUUUGGUGAAGAGUAGGAGCCAAUCGGGGUGUUUGAUCGUGUGGAGGAAAGGGAAUGUUUUGGGUGGACCCGGGUCCACAGGGAUCCGUAAGAUUUACGAAUCUAAAACAGAUAAUAAGAGGUCUAGGAUGAUUAUGAGUGAUUCGGGUUCUAGCGAUGAGCUAGUAAUGCCACCUCGAAUGAGGGUUGGACCGGAGAAUUUUCAAGUUUGUAAUGGUUUAGCUGUUUAUGAAGAGAAUGGAAUUGGUAGGAAGAGGAAUAGGGAGGAGAGGAUAAGGCGAGAGGAAGGUUUCAUUAGUUUUAAUGAUGAGGAUUUUAGUGAGAGUAAGAGGAAUAGGUUAGAUGUGUUCAACCUUAAUGAAUAUGGUGGAUUUGAUGAGGAUAUGAUUAUGAGAAGGAACGGAUUUGAUUAUGGUGGAGACAAUGUACGUGGGAGGAGAUUGCUGGGUUCAAUGCCUGAGGUUGCUCGGAUGAGUAUAGAGAGGGAAUAUGAGAGUGGCCCAAGCAGGCAUGCUUUUCAUGAGAAGAAGAAGAAAAAUUUGUACUUUGAUAAAAGUGAAGGGAUGAAUCGGGAUGAUCAUGAUGAUAAAAACAGGUUCAGGAAGGAUAGGGAUGGGACUCAGAUGCGAUAUCCCUUGUUGAGGGAGAGGUAUAUGGUUGAUUCAGAUGAACCCAUUAGGGUUCAGGGCAAAAAUGGUGUUUUGAAGGUAAUGGUGAACAAGAAAAAGAAGAUGGGCGAGCCUUUGAAAAAUUUUGAUCUCUUUGAAGUUGAGGAGGGUCGGAGUGGUUCAAGGAUUGACGAUGCAGUUAGGAGGAACUUGCAUGUUCGUCCAUCAUUGUACUUGGAGACAGAAGUUCUCGAGAAGCCUGUUUCAUUUGGUAGGAAAGAGAAAAAGAAAAAGAGUUUGCUAAGGACAUCAACAACUAAGAAGAUUAAGGUCUCUGAUUGUGACUCAGAGGACAGUGAUACAGCUCCGAAGCUACAACCAAAGGAUUCUGAAACUUCUAACCCAGCAAAGAGGGUAAGUAGCAAAGAGGAGAAAACUCAAGUUGAGCAGCUUCAGUCUACCAGAAUCAAAGAAGGAAAAGUUAGGCGUGGGUGUGGUACAGAAAAACAAAAAUUGCGUGAACAAAUAAGGGGGAUGCUUCAGGAAGCAGGUUGGACAAUCGAUUAUAGACCAAGGCGGAACAGGGAUUACUUGGAUGCAGUGUACAUCAACCCUGCUGGAACUGCAUACUGGUCCAUCAUCAAGGCAUAUGAUGCACUUCUAAAGCAGUUAGACGAGGAUAAUGACAGGAAUCGCUUUGGGGAUGGUCCGGCAUUUACCCCACUAUCAGAUAAAGUACUCAGUCAAUUAACAAGGAAAACAGGAAAGAAGAGGGAGAUGAAAAAGAAGAUAAAAGAUGAAAGUGGCAGUGAGAAUGCUCGAGAACCUGUUGCUUGGAAAUAUUCAAGCAUCAGGCAUGAAGAAGAGAGUACGGAUAGCUUGAGUCAUGAAGAGAAACCAAAUUCCUUCAUGAAGGGUAAGCCAUAUAAAUGUAGGAUGAAUGACAAUGAUGCCUUCAGUGGAAAUUCAAAAGGUCAAAGUUCUCUCCAUGUGCAUGAUAGCUAUGAAAAACCAUCAUCUACAUCCAAUUCUCAUCUUGUACGUGGAAGAAAAAGUAGAAAACUUGGCAGAUGCACCUUGUUGGUUCGUGUUUCUAAUGUGGGUCCGUGUUCAGAGGGUGACGACUUUGUUCCAUAUUCUGGGAAAAGAACACUGCUUGCCUGGCUGAUUGAUUCUGGGGCUGUGCAGUUGAGUCAAAAGGUGCUGUAUAUGAACCGUAGGCAUACAAAAGUGAUGCUAGAGGGCUGGAUCACAAGGGAUGGGAUCCACUGUGGCUGUUGUAGUAAGAUCCUAACCGUUUCAAAAUUUGAGAUUCAUGCUGGAAGCAAAUUGCGCCAGCCAUUUCAGAAUAUAUAUUUGGAUUCUGGUGUUUCUGUCCUUCAGUGCCAAAUAGAUGCAUGGAACAGACAAGUAGAGUCUGAGCAGAUUGGUUAUCAUUCCGUGGAUGUAAAUGGUGAUGACCCCAAUGAUGAUACUUGUGGCAUUUGUGGAGAUGGUGGGGAUCUGAUUUGUUGUGAUAGUUGUCCCUCAACAUUACAUCAGAUCUGCCUCAAUAUAGAGUUUCUACCAGCGGGUGAUUGGCAAUGUCCAAAUUGCAUAUGCAAAUUUUGUGCUAAUGGCAGCAGCAUUGCUCAAGAGGAUGAUAUAACUGAUUGUGUCCUUCUCACUUGCAGCCUGUGCGAGAAAAGAUACCACAAAUCUUGCAUCAAAGUGACAGAUGAGAUUCACAUUGAAUCCAACAGUUCAGAUCUUCCUUUUUGCGGGCAGACAUGUAGUGAGCUCUUUGGGCAUUUGCAGAAGUAUCUAGGGGCCAAACAUGAAUUAGAAGGAGGAUUCUCAUGGUCUCUUAUUCGAAGAAUAGAUGCAGAUUCAGAUAUAUUUGCCAGAGGGCUUCCACAAAGGGUGGAAUGCAAUUCUAAACUAGCUGUUGCUCUGACUGUGAUGGAUGAAUGCUUUUUGCCCAUUGUUGACAGGAGGAGUGGGAUCAACUUAGUAAAUAAUGUCCUUUAUAAUUGUGGAUCGAACUUCAACAGGCUGAAUUACUCUGGAUUCUACACUGCUAUUCUGGAGAGAGGCGAUGAAAUAAUUUCUGCAGCAUCAAUCAGGUUUCAUGGAACUCAGCUAGCAGAGAUGCCAUUCAUCGGCACUCGUCACAUAUACAGGCAUCAGGGAAUGUUCCGACGGCUUUUUGGUGCUAUUGAGUCGGCUCUCUGUUCUCUCAAGGUUCACAAACUAGUCAUCCCUGCUAUAGCUGAACUUACACAUACCUGGACUGCAGUUUUUGGUUUCACUGCUGUAGAAGAAUCAGUUAAACAAGAAAUGAGGUCGAUGAAUAUGUUGGUCUUUCCGGGUAUAGCUAUGCUGCAGAAGGUUCUGCUGAAGCUAGACAACACGGAUGCAAACUUGAUGGCUGAGCCAAGAUCUAAUGAGGAUAUCACUCCUGAGGUGGCUAAUGGAUCUGAACCCGCUUCAUCAUCUUGGAAUGAUACUCAAGAGUGUGAUAAUGGUGGUUUGCAUCAUUCUAGUCGAAUGAAUGGUAAAACUGCAGUUGCAGAUUCAGAUUCAGAUUCAUAUUUGCCGUGUCCAAAUGUCUCUGUAAAUGAUACUUGUGGAACCAGUGAUUCCUCGGAUGAAUCCCCGGAACCUAAUGACGAAACUGCACUUAUUAAUUAUCAAACAACGGACACGAGGAAUUUAUAUCGGCUAGAUAGUAAAUAUGAUGCAAGCCCUAGCUUAAGCCAUGAUGCACCUGAGGAACAUAACCUGUCUGAUGAUGGCACUGAUUCACAGUCGGGAAAAAAGGCAACCGGAUCUGCUUCGGACGGUGAAAAUACCAGUACCUCUACGGACUAUAACACUGUAGACAAGGGAAAUAAAACAGAAUCAGACUCUGGUAUCAAGAGAACUACUCCCGAUGGACAUAAUAACAGCCAAUCUUCUGAUGGAAGCGAUAUGUAAUGAUGUUCAAUGAGUUGAUAACAAAGCCAUUUCCGAUGAACUUUGCAGUUUGAGUCUCGAUUAAGGAAAACAAGCUUGCCGAUCUCGAUUCUGGGGGCAAGUUAGCAAAGCCGGCUUCCCCUGAGAAAUCCCGAUGCAAUAGAGAUGGAAACUAAUUAAACAUCGGAACUUC
Hibiscus syriacus is the source of this 4127-nucleotide messenger RNA. RefSeq lists its product as uncharacterized. NCBI's taxonomy places the organism in Eukaryota, Viridiplantae, Streptophyta, Magnoliopsida, Malvales, Malvaceae. The record is from RefSeq and is a predicted model, not a curated record. Gene Ontology annotation, molecular function: transcription corepressor activity. Gene Ontology annotation, biological process: negative regulation of DNA-templated transcription. The transcript has 7 exons. Bases 353 to 3955 code for a protein of 1200 amino acids.